This is a messenger RNA of Procambarus clarkii (red swamp crayfish), 669 nucleotides long. The record is from RefSeq and is a predicted model, not a curated record. NCBI's taxonomy places the organism in Eukaryota, Metazoa, Arthropoda, Malacostraca, Decapoda, Cambaridae.
GAUGUCUCCCGUGACUAAACAAUAAACUGAACCUAUCAUAAAGAAGAACGACGACCAUUGACCGUCUAGUGCUCCAACAGAGUGUAACUGUAGAUGAUACAGAAAGCAGUACAAUGUCUGUCACAAAUCCUUUUACUGCGGCAGCAUUAAGACCACAAGUCAGUAGAAUAAAUAUGCCUGGAAGAUCGACCCCAGCCAGCAUACUAGCAGAUUCGUUCUUGGCUCCUGAAAACUAUCUUUACUUACCAGAUGUACCAAGAAUAACUCCGGACAAUAAUGAUGAAGGUCUCCAGACACUAGCAAUUUUAGCUAAAGAGAACCUUCAUCGUGAAUAUUUGAAAAUAAACUCAGCUCUCCAGAAAAAAUGUGAAUAUAUGAAGCGAAGUUUAAAUAUUGAGGACCUAAAUUAUCUGAAGCCUUCAAACAAGAAAGGAAAAGGAGAAAAUUACUGCAGGAUUAUUGAAAUCAAUCAAACACAACGUUCAAACUUAUCAUAAGGUAAUUUUUUAUUUAGUUAUUUAUUCCAUGACCCAUGUUUGUGUGUUCCUAUAUCAUAGUAUAAUGAUAGGUUUAAUUGCUAGUGUAGAUUUCAUUUUGCCUCAGACUUAAAAUUAUUUAGGUUUUUGGUGUUUUAUUAUUCAAAAUUUGUUUAUAGAUAAUCCAAGGUUA